This is a messenger RNA of Betta splendens (Siamese fighting fish), 2608 nucleotides long. It is a transcript of the gene snx6, whose product is annotated as sorting nexin 6. NCBI's taxonomy places the organism in Eukaryota, Metazoa, Chordata, Actinopteri, Anabantiformes, Osphronemidae. The coding region runs from base 120 to 1373 and encodes 417 amino acids. The record is from RefSeq and is a predicted model, not a curated record. Gene Ontology annotation, cellular component: endosome. The transcript has 13 exons. Gene Ontology annotation, molecular function: phosphatidylinositol binding.
AUCUCUUUUCUGUCCUCUCCCUCCUGUCCUCUUUGAUGCUGGGCUCGGUGACCUGGUCUGGUUGUCCGGUGCUUGUUGUCGCCGUGUUGGGUUGAAUGUAAAAGUGAAAUAACGGUUCUAUGCUCUCUGUAUCUCCGCAGCAGGAAGGGCUGGAUGACGGACCCGACUUCCUCUCCGAGGAGGACCGGGGACCACGGGCAGUAAAUGUGGAUCUGCAGACAGAUGCCACGCUGCAAGUUGACAUCUCUGACGCCCUGAGUGAGAGAGACAAGGUCAAGUUCACCGUCCACACUAAGAGCACACUCCCCAACUUUAAGCAGAAUGAGUUUUCUGUGGUCCGGCAGCAUGAAGAGUUCAUCUGGCUGCACGACUCAUUUGUGGAAAAUGAAGAGUACGCAGGAUACAUCAUCCCACCUGCGCCUCCCAGACCAGACUUCGAUGCAUCCAGAGAGAAGCUGCAGAAGCUGGGAGAGGGAGAGGGAUCCAUGACUAAGGAGGAGUUCACCAAGAUGAAGCAGGAGCUGGAGGCAGAGUACCUGGCCAUCUUUAAGAAGACUGUCGCUAUGCAUGAGGUCUUCCUGUGUCGUGUGGCAGCUCAUCCUGUUCUCAGGAAAGACCUCAACUUCCACGUCUUUUUGGAGUACAACCAAGACCUGAGCGUACGAGGGAAGAACAAGAAGGAGAAGCUGGAGGAUUUCUUUAAGAAUGUAGUAAAGUCGGCUGAUGGCGUCCUGGUGGCCGGAGUCAAGGUGACCAACACAAAGGACGUGGAUGAUUUCUUUGAGCAUGAGAAAACGUUUCUGUUAGAAUAUCACAAUAGGGUGAAAGACGCUUCAGCCAAAUCUGACAGAAUGAUCCGCUCACACAAAAAUGCUGCAGAUGACAUCAACAGAAUUGCUGCCUCCCUCUAUACGUUAGGGACGCAGGACUCCACAGACCUCUGCAAGUUCUUCUUGAAGGUGUCGGAGCUGUUUGAAAAAACAAGGAAAAUUGAAGCUCGAGUUGCAGCAGAUGAAGACCUGAAGCUCGCUGACCUCCUGAAAUAUUACCUGAGAGAGUCCCAGGCUGCAAAGGACCUGCUGUACCGGAGGAGCCGAGCUCUGGUGGACUACGAGAACGCUAACAAGGCCCUGGAUAAGGCUCGGGCCAAGAACAGAGACGUCCUGCAAGCAGAGACAAGCCAGCAGCUCUGCUGCCACAAGUUCGAGAAAAUCUCAGAGUCUGCCAAGCAAGAACUCAUAGACUUCAAGACGAGACGAGUGGCUGCUUUCAGGAAGAACCUGGUGGAGCUGGCAGAACUGGAGCUGAAACACUCAAAGGGGAACCUCCAGCUGCUGCAGAGCUGUCUGGGCAUCCUUAAAGGAAACACUUAACUCUAUGACACUACCCACACCUGGCUGGACACGCCUCCUGGUUUGGUCCCGCCUGCCAUCAUUUGGACACACCUGUUGUGGGUGGAGCUUGGACAGACAAAUGACCAACAUUCUGGACCAGCAGAUAGACAGAAUGAAGUGUUAACAAUGACAGGAAGCCUUCAUCACUAAUUAUCCUCUAAACUCUCCAUCCUCACCUCUCUGCAGCAGCACCUCUACUGGUAUACUGGUCCAGCACCAGAACUGUGACACCUGUAGUAGCUCUUCUGGUCCAGUAGAACCAGUGCAGCUAUUAGGACCUUAAAACUUUGCCCUCUGAUGGUUGCACGUUCCUUUUGAAGGAGCCUCCAUCUUAUCGAAUCAGUUUUGUCUUUUGAGUCCUAAUUUUUGAGACAAUAAAUGAACUUAAGACAACCGGAGAUCUGUCAUUGCAAUUAACAAACCCUCGUAACUUUUUCCUACACAUUAUUAGAAACCACACUUGGUCCAUUUAGUAGCUGUGACAGGAUGUUCAUCACUUGAUAAAGUUGAACGUUAAAGGUUAUAAUAAAUGUGUGUAAUUAUGGUCAGAACAAAACGAUUCAAACUCGCAACGGGACAAAACUACUCGAUAACAUGAGGUUUCAUCUUCGUGUCAGCUCUCUUUUGUUGCUGCUUCACCUCUGUGUGACUGUGUUGUCUUCUUUUGGUGGUGUACCUGCGAAGGGUUGUUUAAUUGUGUUGGUGAACUUCCUGUGCUGUUGAUCUGUGAUGGCGUUUGGAGUCCAGCUCUCUCGUUCUUAUUAAAGUGUAAUGUCACUAAAUGAGAAAACGCCUUGUACAUGUUUGCAUUAGUUAACUAAUGAAUGCUAAUCACCUCAUCAUCAUUAAUCAUAGCUUCUUUUACUUUCUCUGACUUUCUUAUUUAGUGGUCAUUCCAGGUGAUGGUGGAGCUUCAGUCUAUUUGCCUUAACAUCGAUCAGUGGCGCCAUUUGAUUUAUUGUGAAGAGAAGUAAUGACAGAAUGAAAAAGUGUUUUGUUCCCAUUAUUUUUUUAAAGUUCACUGUAAAUGAAUGUUUUUUCACUUAUGUGACCAAAGCUUCCACAACUGAUUCAAGAUGGAGAAGUGAUGAAACAGAAAUAAAAUGUUAAGAAGAAUAAAAAUCCAUGUGAUUAUAAAUUCACAUAUUGAGCAGGUCUGUAAUCCACCUGGGUCAUACUGACACUGAAUAAAACCUACGGACACUUUUCUUAAA